AUGUAUAUAUACCUUAUCGCACUACUCACAAAUUUAAUCGUAAAUACUACUUCCUUCCUACCACCAAAUGUGACGUUAGGUGACUUUAAAGUGUUUUCCGAAAAGCGACACAAGGAAGCUAGACUUGGCAAAAAGUUCAAAUCUCGCGGAACAUCUUCCAUUGCCAGACAUUAUCGACUUGUUGGCCGAGGUGGUGGCUUACCUCGUGUCUACAAGCUUUCUGGUUUACCGACAAAAGAAAUAAAAUUACCAGCACGAAGAUGCGCAGUACUUGGUAAAAUGGAUAAUAGGGGGGCCAAUAAGAUAUCACAUUCGGGCCACAAAACGCGAAUUAUUAAGCGAUUAAAUUUAGCUUGGCAUAGAGUUUGGUUUCCCCAGGAAAAGUGCUUUAUCAAGCUUAGAAUGUCUGCUAGGGGUCUUAAAACAAUGAAGGCUCUAGGGUUUGAAGAAUGUGUUCGGAGGUUCAACUUGGAUCUAAGUAAGGCUAAAUUUGCAGGAUUUCCAAAGCAUUCUGGAAAAUAUAAGGUGCCUGAAUUUUUUAGUCACAAGAAUAGGCAAAAUCGUCUGCCUUUUAUAUGUAAAUUACUGACUACUAGCGGCUAA
Babesia microti strain RI is the source of this 603-nucleotide messenger RNA. Its product is annotated as 50S ribosomal protein L28 chloroplastic. NCBI's taxonomy places the organism in Eukaryota, Apicomplexa, Aconoidasida, Piroplasmida, Babesiidae. Bases 1 to 603 code for a protein of 200 amino acids. The record is from RefSeq and is a predicted model, not a curated record. The transcript has 3 exons. Gene Ontology annotation, molecular function: structural constituent of ribosome.